Molecule: messenger RNA, 3084 nt
Organism: Danaus chrysippus (African queen)
Lineage: Eukaryota; Metazoa; Arthropoda; Insecta; Lepidoptera; Nymphalidae
Source: the annotation of a GenBank genome assembly
AUGGAGGCUAAUCGUCGUAUCACGAGCACAGUAUUAACUCUUAUCCGAUGUUUAGUCUCUCUGAUAUCACAAGAUGAAUGUGUUUCAAGCGUCACUACGGACUUGUUGGAGCGUAUCUUCCGUCUGUUCUGUGAUGAGGAGCAUCUCGUUCAAGAGGAGUGGAUAGAAUCACUCAAGGAGAGACUACAAGAAGAUAAACAACUGGACUUCGUGGAGCAAGUAGAGAGUGUCGCGUACGUGUUGUGUGGUGACGGAGUGGUGACGAAGGAGACGUUCAGUAAGAUAUGGAAGAACAAGGUGGUGACGAACAAGUUGUUCCGCGCGGUGGAGGGAGGGUCUGGGUGGGUCAGCGCCGCGGACCUGGUGGACCUCAUCACGGCCGCUACAGACAACAGAACCAGAGCGGGUAUAGACAAGGAGUCUCUUGAUCGUUUGGAGAGAUUGUUCAAGGAGACGGUCGGCGACCAGAGAGAGAUCACCAGGGAACAGUUCCAGAAGAUUGUCGUCUCCAAGAAUGUAUGUCAACCUGUUACUAGGCCGUUCUUCACUGAGCGCGUGUUCCAAAUCUUCGAUGCAGAUGACUCCGGGUCCAUCUCUCUCCGUGAGUUCCUCUCAGCGGCCGCUCGUGUCGCCUCCCGCUCGCCCAGGGACAAGCUGAGGUUCCUCUUCCAAGUUUACGACCUGGAUGGUGACGGAUUAAUUCAACACCGUGAGCUGCAGCACGUGAUGAGAGCCGCCAUGGAGGAGAACAACAUGAGCUUCUCAGAGGAACAGCUGCGGGACUUGACCAGCGCUCUGUUUGAAGACGCGGAUGUUGAGGGGCGGGGAGCCAUCACGUGCGACGCGCUCAGGGACCAGCUCGACAGACACGGGGGACUGUUGGACAACCUGUCCAUCAGUAUAGAUCGCUGGCUGGUUCCUCCUCCUCAUCCGGAGCCCCUCCCUCUACGUCAACGACUCUCCAACAUGAGACCUUACCAACUGUCUCUGAACUAUCUGAGGAACAACUAUGUCUUCGUCUCCUACUUAGCGUUCUUCUUUCUCAUGAACGUCGCUUUAUUUAUUGCAAGGAUCGUGGAGUAUUGGGAUCACAACAUUUUUGUUAAAUUUGCUCGAGCUUCAGGUCAGUGUCUCAACUUCACAUCGUCGUGGGUGUUAGUCCUCAUGCUCCGUCGCUCCCUCACCUCUCUGCGCGGCGUGGUGGGUGCUCUCCUCGACCGCCACGUGUCCCUCCACAAGCUGGCCGCACUCACUCUCAUAGCACACGCCGUCCUGCACUCCGUUAUGCAUUUCUGUAACUUUGCGCUGGUGGUAGUUCCCCCCUCCCCCCUACCACUCCACGUGUGGUUGCUGACGUCACGUCCGGGAGUCUUCGGUCUGGUUCAAGGCUGGGCCAACCCCACGGGUGUAGUUCUAGUGGUGGUGUUAGCAGCCUUAGCGUACUCCUCACGACCAGCAGUCAGGAGAAGAGGCUGUUUUGAGGUGUUCUACUUCACUCACCUCCUGUACGUUCCGUUCUGGAUCCUCCUCAUCCUUCACGCCCCUAACUUCUGGAAGUGGUUCAUCGUCCCCGGAAGCGUUUACCUCAUUGAGAAGAUGUUGAGGCUUUGGUGGUUGAGGUCUGGUCGUGGUCGCAGCUACAUAACCUCGGGCGCGCUCCUUCCCUCCCGCGUGCUCCACGUGGCCGCUCGCAGACCUCGCGGGUUCAACUUCCGCGCCGGAGACUAUGUGUUUGUGAACGUGCCCGCUAUCGCUCGGUUUGAGUGGCAUCCCUUCACCAUCUCCAGUGCUCCAGAGGAGAAAGACUACAUCUGGCUUCACAUCCGAGGAGUGGGCGAGUGGACCAACAGACUGUACGAACACUUUGAACAACAAACGAAACGAGAACAAAUACAAGAAAAAACACAUCGUAGUAAUUCUACUCAGAGCAACAAAAGUAAUCAGAGUAAUAAAAGCAAGAGAUCCAGUAAGAAGCCUUCCAUAGACUCUGGAUACACUAACGAAGCCUACACCAUUGAUGAAGAAAACGAAAAUGGCUGCGGUCUCAACUCCACAUCACAGCCCCGUCCCCCGCUACUGUCUCCUCUUCGUUUCCUGGAGAAGUCUCGUUCGAUGCCCGACGUGAGAAAAAGUUUGAAGAAGAAACGUUUCAUGAUUCCCGAGUAUCACCGCUCCGAGUCAGCGACCUUCCCCCCCGCGCCGUCCCCCUCCCCCUCCACCCCUCGCCCCCCUCCCCGCAGCCCCGCGGGCGCCCUCCACCUGGCGGAUAGUUUCCGUCACCUGAGGACUAAACCCGCCAUAGUGUCGUGUGAGACGCCGCCGAUGAAGAAGGAAAGCUUACUGACCAGCGCGAGACGUCGCCUGUCAAAGACACUGUCUCCAGACAAAGAUGAUGAUGACAACAGACGUGAGGACCCGGAGACAGGAGAUGGAGCGGAACAACACGGACAUACAUACAUGAAGCCUUUAGAGAUGUACAUCGACGGUCCAUACGGCGCGGCCUCCUCACUAAUGUUCUCGUGCGAGCGCGCGGUGUUAGUGGCGGCCGGGAUCGGCGUCACACCGUUCGCUUCGGUGUUAAAAUCCAUCGCCCAUCGACUAUCACGAGCGCAACAUGUAUGCAGUAAUUGCGGCCAGCGUUGCUUGAAUCCUGACUCAGCAGAUAUUACACUAAAAAAGGUUGAUUUUAUAUGGAUAAAUCGUGAUCAGCGAGCCUUUGAAUGGUUCGUGUCUUUAUUAUCCUCUCUCGAAAUGCAGCAAGCGGAGUUAGAACGCGCGGGAGGUAAACGAUUUUUAGACAUGCACAUGUAUGUGACCAGCGCGUUACAACGAUCUGAUAUGAGAGCUGUGUCUUUACAAUUAGCGUUGGAUUUAUUACACGGGAAGGAUCAACGGGAUUUAGUAACUGGUCUUAAAACACGAACAGUCGCUGGUCGACCGAAUUGGGAUGUAGUUCUAAGAAAAGUGGCCGCUGGUAGUGAGGGACCUAUAUCUGUGUUCUACUGCGGGCCGGCUCCUCUUGGGCGAGUGCUAAGGGAUAAGUGCUGUCGACUUGGGUAUGACUUCAGGAAGGAGGUCUUUUGA